CAUCCCCCACGACCUUGCACAGAAGUGUCUGGAUAUUGCAUAGACAGUGUGAAGGAUAAUGCAUUAUGUUGAUACUGGGCCUUUAAAUUAUUUUGCAUCCGGAGCAAUUGCCUUGUGUUUCCAGACGGACACAAGACAGUGUCCUCGGCAUAAGAUCGUGUCUCGGACGGGUUUCUGUACGAGGAAAACACAGGUCUACUGUUCCUGCUGCAGGUCCUCAUUUCACUAUGGCUCAGAACCAGGUGAUCCUGCAGUUCCGCUUUGCCACUUUUGGAGACUCGAUGCUGCAGAAAAUGAACCUUCUGCGUCAUCAGAGACGUUUUUGUGACGUCACUGUGCGCAUAAACCAGCUGGAGGUCCCUGGCCACAAGGUGGUGUUUGCUGCUGGUUCAUCCUUCUUGAGGGACCAGUUCAUCCUCCAGCAGGACUCGAGGGAAGUCCAGAUCUCUAUGAUCCAGGAGGCAGAGGUGGGCAGGCAGUUGUUGCUAUCCUGCUAUACGGGACAGCUUGAGUUCCCUGAGCUAGAGCUCGUCCAUUAUCUGACAGUGGCCAGCUUUCUUCAAAUGGGCCACAUUGUAGAGCAGUGCACUCAAGCACUUAGCAAGUUCAUCAAACCUCAGGCUGCUCGACAGCUGACAGUGGAUGUGGAAAUGAGACGAGACAAGAGGGACGAGGGGUCGUCGUCUCAGGCCUUGAGAGAACAGCAGCACUCCCAGGUCCGGACCAACCAUCAAGAGGAGGCCCUGGUCCAACAGGUUGAGGAGGACAUUGAUGACAACAAUGGCGAUGAUGACGAUGACCAAGAUGAUGAUGAUGAUGAUGAUGAUGACGAUGAUGUCAUCAUACAGCCCAAGACCCCUCCCCAAAUCGUGGAGAGACACCCCAGACAAAACAUGGAGGAGAAUGACAUCACAAUAGUGAAGGUGGAGUCUGUGUCUGAGGUGGAGGAAAACCCCAUCUCCGGUCAGUUCUCCACCAGCCCCCCUGCAGCCCUCCACUCCCCUGAGCCCCAGCACUCGCUCAUCAACUCCACCGUGGACAGUCGGGGCAGUGAGAUGGCCGCGCCGCCUGGGAGCAUGUCCGGAUACCCGCUCAGUCCACCGCCCCCCUCCCCUCCUGCUGAGAAACACAUCGUGCACCAGAGGAGCUACGAUAAGCCCCUGCAGUGGUACCACCAGUGUCCGAAAUGUGCCCGAGUCUUUCGCCAACUGGAGAACUAUGCCAACCACCUCAAGAUGCAUAAGCUGUUCAUGUGCCUCCUGUGCGGCAAGACUUUUACACAGAAAGGCAACCUGCACCGACACAUGCGGGUCCACGCUGGCAUCAAGCCCUUCCAGUGUAAAAUCUGUGGAAAAACCUUCACCCAAAAGUGUUCUUUGCUGGACCACCUAAACCUGCACAGUGGGGAUAAACCCCACCGCUGUAACUACUGUGACAUGGUAUUUGCCCACAAGCCCGUUCUCCGCAAGCACCUCAAACAGAUCCACGGGAAGAACAGCUUUGACAAUGCAAAUGAAGGCAGCCUGCAUGACGGGGGGCUGGAGUUUGAGUUUGGCCGAAUAUGAAACCCGCUCGUGUUUUUACAUCUGCUGGAUCAGUUAUUCAUGUCGGCUGUGUUGCAGGUUGCUGUUCAGAUCACUAGCUGUGGACUCUAAUAUUCCACCGAUAGUUGGAAUAACCAGUCUGACUAAAAAUGCCUCAUGUAAAGCUUCAUCAGAACAGCUCUCCAAUGGGAUUGAGAGGAGUGGUGUACACCUUCGAUAAUCCACUCAGUGAGAAAAUAUUGACCAAGGUUGUUGCAUGUUUUAAGAUAAAUGCAACCUAUCUAGUUACCAACUUCAAAGCUUUGAUCCAUCAUUAAUAUUUUUGGAAAAGGAAGAAGCUUCAUACAUCUGUCAGUUGUUUGAGCAAACAGAAUGAGUUGCACAGCUAUCGUUCAACAGUUCAGACAGUAAUAUGGAGGUAGAUGAUCAUGAAAUGGAGGAUGAGGACAGAAUAGAGACAGAGGCCGCUAAAGGUGGCAAGUAAGAGGACUUCAACAUCACCUACUGUUUGAUGAAUCCAUUUAACAAAUUAAUUACAUUUUCACAACUAAUAGAAUUACCACAUCAUAUUCAAUUUGUGAGGUGUCUGUUCCUCACAGUAUUUAUCAGAUUUUUUAUCAAAAAAUAUUAAGUUGAUGUGAAAAGGCCUAGCCAAGUUUACACGACAACGGCUUUAGGAUGAAAUGCAAAGCUUUUUUUUUUUUUUUUUUUGCAUUUCUGCCUCCUGUUUCAACAGAAAUGUCAUUUUAGAUAAUAUGGAUACAGAAACAUUUGAAUACAGCCUCCAGAGUAGAAUUAUUCUCAAAUGUCAGUAUGUUGCACAGUUUAGCUGAGCUACAACAACAGUUUGACUAAAUAGUUUAGUUUGACUAUUUUCUUUGUCCCAGUUUAAAUUCAAGAUCAUCUAAUCGAUGUAUUGUUGAAAUCCAUAGGUGGCGAUAUGAAUUCACUCAGCUCGUUAACCUACACUGUCACAGACCACAAUAGUAGUCAAUAGCAAGCUAGCUGGUCAUCAACCCAGAGAAAAACUGGCUGAACAAUGGACAACAAUGCAAAUGUUUUGUCCAAAUAAGAUACUUAACACAUUUACCUGCAAGUCCAGGUUUAGUUGGACUAAUACAGUAAUUUAUUUUUUUAAGUAUCAUGUAAGUUGAAGUUUUCAGCAACAACACUUGCUCCACUUUGUUCAUGUACAUUACACUUUCAUUUUAAUUGCAUGUGUAAAUCAGACAACAAUAACAGCUGGCUGUACUUCUGGCAGUCUUUGGAGAAAUGUCGUGGUCAUGUUUGGUGUGUCACUACAAAGUUACAUGGGUGACUACUGGCCUGGCAUUCAUACGACAGCGUUUUCACUUCUUUAAUGUUCCAGUGUAAACAGGGAUUGUUUUCACUCCAUUGUUGUGUAAAUCCAACAAGGCAAAGCAAAUGCUUUUGUGUUUUUCUGGUGAAACGUUAUCCUGUCAACAGGACCAUUACUAUCUGUCUGUACAUCAUUGUACAUGGAGGUAACAUUAGGAGAUGUUGCAAGUUUCUACAAUGGACAGAAACAUGGUGGUAGCAAAGAACAAACUGUAGCUUAUUGUUGGAGACCUUUAAAUGAAAAUGUAAGUAUUGUUGAACACCUCAAUAGUCAAAAGAGAGAGAGAGCAAAAACAAAAGUCACUCUUUUGUUGUAUUUCCUGACGCUUCACAGCCAAUGGACCCUUCAAAAAAACAUUCAGUUGGGGAAUGUAAACAUCUCAUCAGAUCACUUUAUUUAGCGUCCAUGUAAAUUAGGGUUUCUUGAACCAAGCCCCACUAACAGAAUCAUCAGCCUACCCCCCCCCCCCCCCCCCCCCAUGCCCGGAAAAAUUUGUGGGACUGGGGGGGAUAUGUAAUUCCUUAAGUAACACGGCAGACCUGUAUGUGGAGGACGUGGUGGGUUAUAGUGCUCUGUUGAUAAAGCUGUGAGAAGGUAAAAGUGAGCUCCUCUUAUCACCAUAUCAUUGACAACCUGCUGCCCCCCGAACACAAAUUUGCAACCACACAAUGUGCCGGACAAUAUGCCACCCCACCCCCCCACCGCUCACAUACCUCGAUCCGUCCUCAAUCCGGACCUCGAUACAUAAUUCUACAAGUAACACGACGGACCUGUAUGUGGAGGAUGUGUAGAUGAAGCUGUGAGAAAGUGAACUCCUUAUCAUUGACUAUCUGCUGCCCCCCGAGAACAAAUUUGCAACCUGGGGGGGGGACAAUAUGCUGGACGAUAUGCUUGAACAUUGAGCCUCCGAUGGCCACUUUCCACAGAAGUAUCAUCCAAUUCCUGAGGGUUAAACUGGAGAACAUCAGGACAGAUUGAAACAUUUUACACACCGCUUCUUCACUGUAGCUUCAUUAUUGUGGACAUUCUUUCUAUUAUACGAUGUAGAUGCCUUUUACAGCUUUGUUUUUAUUUUUGAUAGUCAUCAUGGGGUGGAUGGAAUGGCAGAGGUGGGACUGAGCCACUUCCUCGACGCCCCACUUUUAUACCUUACUUGAAUCUGAAGCACUGAAACACAAAAUGUAAUGAUUGUACAUCAUUGGUUUUAUCGAUAACAUACAUGGUCUUUAUGUCUACAGUAUUUUGUCCAAAAUAUAUCGCAACGUAAAAACCAUCCAUCUGUACAUUGCGUAUUCAGUAAACUGUAGCCAUUCUUUCUAACAUGUGAAUAUGAUAACAUGGACUUUAUAACUAAAAGAAACGGGUGUGUAGAUGAAUAUUUUAUUGAAGGUCAGCUAUUAUACUGUAUGUCCUGUUGAAAUAGUGUCUAUCUGAACUGAAUUCAUUCUUUUAUAAAGACUUUUUAGAUGAGGUACUAUUGGACCAAUGUGACAUUGUCUCUGUCCUGUGUUCAUGGAAGUCAAUGCGUGUUCUGAAAUUAAAAACUGACUCUUAUCCA
Molecule: messenger RNA, 4462 nt
Organism: Sphaeramia orbicularis (orbiculate cardinalfish)
Lineage: Eukaryota; Metazoa; Chordata; Actinopteri; Kurtiformes; Apogonidae
Gene: zbtb26
Product: zinc finger and BTB domain containing 26
Exons: 3
Coding region: 228-1565 (445 amino acids)
Biological process (GO): regulation of transcription by RNA polymerase II
Molecular function (GO): DNA-binding transcription factor activity, RNA polymerase II-specific; RNA polymerase II cis-regulatory region sequence-specific DNA binding; protein binding
Source: RefSeq, a predicted model, not a curated record